AUGCACAAAACGUCAUUUGAAGAUAUAACGGAUAUGAUUCAUCUUGAUGAUUUAACGGAAACUGCAAUAUGUAGAAAUUUACAAAUACGUUAUAACAAAGAUAAAAUUUAUACAUACAUUGGUUCAAUUCUAAUUGCCAUAAAUCCUUAUAAAUUACUUGAUUUAUACAGUGCAGAAUAUUUAAGAGCUUAUAGAAAUAAAAAAUUUGGUGAAUUAGAACCGCAUACAUUUGCUAUAGGUGAUAAUGCUUAUCAAAAUAUUUUAAGAGAAAAAACUGAUCCAAAUGAAAAACACAAUCAAUGUAUUAUAAUUAGUGGAGAAUCGGGCGCUGGAAAAACAGAAUCAGCAAAACAUAUCUUACAAUGUAUGACAGCCAUUAGUGGUACAAAAAAAAAUUCAAGUAUUGAACAACAAAUACUAGAGGCAAAUCCAAUUAUGGAAGCCUUCGGGAAUGCAAAAACCAUUCGUAACGAUAACAGUAGUCGAUUUGGAAAAUAUAUCACAAUUUAUUUUGAUGAAAACGGCACAAUUGAUCGGGCAAAAAUUGAUCAAUAUCUAUUGGAAAAAUCUCGUAUUGUAUUACAAGCAAAAGAUGAGCGUAAUUAUCAUAUCUUCUAUUAUGUACUAGCCGGUCUUGGAAAUGAUGAGAAAACGAAAUUAAAUCUAACAAAGUCACAAGACUAUGCUUAUCUAAAUAGAAGUUCAAUAAAAGUUGAUAAACGUAAUGAUGCUGAAGAAUGGAAAACAAUUCGUAAUGCAUUUAAAGUAUUGAUGUUUACAGAUGAUGAAUUAUUUGAAAUAUUACAGAUAUUAGCGGUUGUAUUACAUUUGGGAAAUUUACAAUAUAAUGCUCAAACAAAACAAAAUAUUGAAUAUGUUACAAUUAAAGAUAUUAAAUUGUUGCAAGUGAUUGCUUUAUUGUUAAAAGUUGAUAGUGAACAGUUGAAUAAAGCUUUAACAACACGAAUAUUAGUUGUUCAAGGGCAAGUCAAAGUAAUAAGAGCAUUAACAUCAGCAACCGAUGUUCGUGAUGCAUUUGCCAAAGGAAUCUAUGGUCAAUUAUUCGAAUGGUUAAUUAGUAGAAUAAAUAUGACCAUGAAUAAAUCAAAUGGAAACAGUACAAAACCCGACGAAACACUAAGAACCAUUGGUGUUUUGGACAUAUUUGGAUUUGAAAAAUUUGAAAACAACAGUUUUGAACAAUUAUGUAUUAAUUAUACUAAUGAAGAACUACAACAAUUUUUUCUUCAUCAUGUGUUUAAACUUGAACAAGAAGAAUAUGAGAAAGAAAAAGUGAAUUGGACAAAAAUUGCAUUUAAUGAUAAUGAAGAAAUAUUGAAUUUAUUAGCAAGAGGCAAAUUAAAUAUAAUUAGCCUUAUUGACGAAGAAACAAUUUAUCCUCAGGUAAGUUAUACAUUGAUUUCUCCUCAUAAAACUCUAAAGGUAUGAAGAAUUGAAGGUUUUUAUCUGAAAAUAUAAGAAUUUUUGCCGAUUCUGAAUCAAUCGGACAGACAAAAUGCUGUGCUCUGCUAUCUUCUCUUUAUUACGUAGUUGAUAAUCAUAUCUUGCGUUUAGAUUUAAUAAACUGGUUUACAAUAAAGUGCUAGUUUCGGAAAAAGGUUAAGGAUGCUUCUGUUUUUUAUGUAUCAUUCACAUGACUUACUACCUUUAAUUUCUCUACCUAUACCCUAAAGAACGUACUUGUGCCCAGAUACUUGAGGCAAGUACUCCACUUGCGUAAUGAAGCCGAUACUUAUCUUUUUUCCAGAAGUAAAUUUACUUGUAAGUACUUGUCCAGCGUGCAAGUACUUGAUUCGUCACUUUACAAGCACUUGUUCAAAAGUGCUUAUUAAGUAAAACUGCAAAUACUUGGAUCGUUUUCAAGGUAAUAUUAUUUGAGUGUUUCACUAUUGUCGCUUAAUAUUCACUCUGUGAACUUAGACUAUUCUAUGUCUAGAAUCCACAAAGAAAAUACGUUUUCCUCAGCAUAGGUAUAGUAUUCAUGUAAAUAGAUAGUGACGAGCGGUUCUAACCUGUCUUAUUCAAGCAACUGCUGAUUUUAACCCUAUUUUUAGUUAAAAAAAGAGUGUUUAUAAGUAGUAAAUAAGCAAAACUAACAUUUAAGACAAAAAAGAGAUUGUAAAAAAGGCACUUCAUUACCGCAAAAUCGACUUUUUAUAUGCAGGUUUUGAAGGCUCGACUUAAUGUUUUUCGUGAUCAGAAUCCUUCAAAACGUUGGACAGCAAAAGGACGCUUUAUUUAAAUGAGGAAUAAAAAGUGAAAUUUUCUCGUAUAAUUUGUAUGAGCGCGAAAAAUCAUGAUGUGGCCCCAUCUCGGAUUUAGGCAAUGCAAAAAUACAUAGGAAAAAACUUCCCUUUUUUAUUCCUCAUUUGAAUAAGACGCCCUUUUGCUGCCCA
This is a messenger RNA of Didymodactylos carnosus, 2417 nucleotides long. The record is from the annotation of a GenBank genome assembly. NCBI's taxonomy places the organism in Eukaryota, Metazoa, Rotifera, Eurotatoria, Philodinida, Philodinidae.